Ilyonectria robusta is the source of this 1119-nucleotide messenger RNA. RefSeq lists its product as uncharacterized. The transcript has 2 exons. NCBI's taxonomy places the organism in Eukaryota, Fungi, Ascomycota, Sordariomycetes, Hypocreales, Nectriaceae. Bases 1 to 1119 code for a protein of 372 amino acids. The record is from RefSeq and is a predicted model, not a curated record.
AUGAGUCCCUUCACGAGCUGGAGCUUCCAUCUCCUCUGUCUUCUCCUUGUGAUUGCCGAUUUUAGUGUCUUGGCAAGGCGCGGCGGGGGUUUUAGUGGUGGUUCUGGUGAUGGAGGAAGUGGUGGUGAUAACUCGUCCUCCGGCGGCGGUGAUGGAGGAGGAGAUGAUGGUAACGGCAGCGCCGCCAACGAAACAUGCCGAAGGGAAGCAAGAUACACUAGCCCUUUGUGGCUGCACCGUUGGGUCGGGACAUACUACAAUGGAACUAUUGACGUCUCCCUUACUAUCGACUCUUCCAACACAUCGUGCAGCAGCCAGUCCGCCGCGGUUAAUGAGACCAUGAACGGCGUCUUGUCGAUACUGGAACCAUCGUACUCAGGGGCAGAGACCUCCGAUGUUAGCAUGCUUGCGGAAAAUCCCUUUAUCUUCAUCCUCUACGGCUGGCCCACCACUGCUACGCAGGCUGAUCUACUUGGCCCUCGAUACUACCCCUCGUAUCUUCCUCCAAUUGUCAAACUCUCAUUAGAGUCUCUCGCGAUGUUCAGAGAGCUCGAGAUCGGAAGACUUCCGUCAGCGAAUGUUACGAGGUCCAACCUACCAACCUGUGAGGUGGGCAACAUCACAAACACCGAUUCUGGCUACAGUUUCACCUGUCAGUACGGCAUUGAACCGCGAACCUUCGAAGACCCUAGCCAGUUUUCCGUCCCCCUGAGUGCUUGCAACGACUCCCGUACCUACCCAUUCACGGCCCAGAACGAUGGAUCGACCCUCUUGCGUGGCACGUUUAACCCCGAUUCCGCCGAUUUUAGCUGGGAUGGCAGCUUCAUCGGCGCAUUUCAGCCCUAUGCAAUUAAGAGCGGAUUUCCUUUCAACACCGCACGAGAGGAGCCCGAUGAAUAUCAAUACGGAAAUUUCACGGUCAGAUUUAGAGGCUCUGUGGAUGCAGAACACAGCCACGAGAUGGUCGUGUCGUCUAAUCGGAAUGUCAGUUGGGUAGAGGAUGCGGAAAAGGAAGAGGCAGCUACUUUCUGCUCUGCGUCGCUAGCAGUCAAUCUUCGUGUCGAAACGUGGUUGAUGUAUCUUCUGCUAGGCAGUUCGGGUUUCAUCUGGCUAUGUUGA